AACUUUCAAAUCUAAAUUUCCCAACUUCCCGCCUCCCAACUCCUCAAAUCCCCAAAACCCCACUCCUCAUACCCACUCCCCCUACAUUGCCAUAAACCUAUAUUGCCAUAGACCUAAUGAGCCCACCCAGAACAAAAGCCCAUCGUCCGCCAAUGACAAAGAGCUCCCUUUAUGCCCCGUUCAUAUGCAUUGUAAAUUAUAAUUGUAAUUUCUUGUUGUCAGUGUAACGUGUUAGUCAUCUUCAUCGCAUUAGCAUAGCUGCUUAACGCAGCACACGUUUCAAAUUCUUGUGGGAACACUUUCUAUGCAGGAAUAUUAAGUGAAUAAAGAAUUUUUCUUUUACAAAAACCUUUUAUUAUUUCCCCGUGAUUAUUCCAUUGCAUAUUCAGAAAGUACAUCAUACAAUAAUAAGGCUGCGUGGUAGCAAAACACCGUAUUGUAUUCAGAAAAGUAAUCGCCGUGUUGUGCGAACCGAGCAGAUAAUUUAUAUUUUUUUGUUUUUCUGGUUAUCGAAUAAAGAAUAUAUAAAUGUAUGGCAGUUUAUUUGUCCCCUCAACCGAUAUAAGUUCCUGUUGUCUAUUAACAGUUCCUUCGAUAUUUAUCGCGGUCAUUGGGUCUGUGGUAAACUGAUUUCCUAAAGGAUCACCCUGUGUUUAUGACAUUCUAUUGUUGCCAACAAGGCGUGUCAGUCACAUUGAAAGAAUCGGAAAGACUGACAAAUAAUAUCUAAUCCCCGAUUGUAGUUUCCUUUUAAGGAAAAAUCCUGUUUACCGCUCAGAAUUGUCGUCGAUAAACACACCUGGAUAUUGAAAGGGAUGAGACAUUUCCUGACAAAUCGUCCUGUUUUUCUGGUUUUAUUUUAAGCUACUUUGGAAGGCCUAUCUAGUCCAAGGAAAUUAAACACUGUGACCAAUCUCUGGAAUAACAAGCUAUUUUCUGUGGACCUUUUCGAAAUGCGAUCAAGGUCCACAUGAAUUUAGCCACGAUGCUUAAUAUUUGAUUAAGGGUUAUUCGCGGAUAUCUUGUUAUCUAUCAAUUUUACGAUAAAAAUAGUUAUUACAGAAUUUGUAGCUGAGGAAAUUCUCUACAAGAAAGGCUCUAUAGGUUUAUUUCGUAGGAAUAACCGUUUCUGAGAUAAUGUCUCAUGCGAGUAUAAUGAACACCGGUAUGGGCACUUCUGAAGUGUUGCUAUAAACAGUUAAAAUAAUGAUGUAUACUAAAUCGUGGCUCGUUACAAAUUACUUGAGAAUUCUAAUUUAAGAAACGAACUCUAAUUUAGCAAACUCUAAUUUAAGCAAAUUCUAAUUUAAGCUACACUCUUCGAAAAAAAGAUAAAAUAGUAAAACGCCAUGAUCGAAAUUUAUCCGAUGACGUACCCAAUGGUUGACACAUCACAUUACACACACAGGUGUGUUGCGAUAAGAUUACGUUAGUUGAGUGAUCAUGAGCCAUACACGGAAACGCAACGGCCAUAUCACGAGUGAAAUUGCUACUCAUUCAAUUUUAGUGGUUGUAAUAUACAAAUUAGAAGAAACCUCGCGAAAAUCUUGAAGAUGGUCGGUGACACCGUUGCUAGUUUAGCUGUUUCGCUCGUUUCGAUUCUCGCGGGAAGCGUAGUCUCAACAGAAGCCCCGCAACAGUGUUCUUCGUUCUGCGUGUGUGACACUUGGUACGGGUUGCAGCGCGCUUCUUGCACGAGCCGCCAUCUUUACAGCAUAGACACAGGUGCACCCACCGACGUGCUGGCUUUGGAUUUGUCGGAUAAUGUCAUAUCGUUAUUAGGCGAUUACGAAUUGAUGGACGCAGGAUACGUAAAUCUGUUAUACCUAAAUCUUUCACGGAAUUCAAUUACGGAGAUUCGUAUUAACGCUUUCGAGGGGUUAACAAACUUAACCGUGUUAGAUUUAUCGAACAAUCAUCUUUACUUCAUUUUACCUGAUGUCUUCCUGCAGAGUCCCAAUUUAGCUACGUUAAAGUUAGCGCAUAAUAAUUUCAAUUCGAAUGUGCCAAUAUUGUAUUCACCUACGUUAAUGGAACUCAGUUUGAACGGCUGUCGCAUCAGUGAGUUACCUCAGAAUACGUUCAAUGGACUCGCAAACAUUCGUCGACUUGAUCUGUCGUAUAAUUUGAUGAUUCAGAUGAGUAGCAUGGUGCUGCGGCCGUUGCAGCGUUUGAAGAAGAUAUCGUUAGAAGGAAACCCCUGGUCCUGCAACAAGCCGAUGUUCGACCUCCAAGUGGACCUAGAAAAACGAAACAUCCAAUUCAAACGAAUAUGCGGUGCAGAAAAGCCAAAGAUGUUCGAGAAGAUGAUUAUAGCACCCCAACAGCUGCACCCCAAGCCGAGUAAUCGACCGUCAAACCGUUUUCAAUCACCGAGUAAUCGAUCUACUCAAAUGAAGCAUCCGAAUUUGGAUAUUAAUACUCCAUCGAUCUGCAAGAACAACGGUCAGGAGAUACACAGUGACGCUUAUGGGAAGCACUUCUCAUCCUACUGGCUACUUCUGAUCGGUUUUAUAACGGGCGUUGCGUGCGGAAUGUUCGGCUGCUACGUUUGGUUGUCCGGAGCGUUUCGAUGCAACAGAAGAUUCUCGUUUCGCGAGCAGAGAGUGUCGCGUUUGUUCGAUUGGUACUUACACGACUACAUCGAAAGGGAAUCCAGUUGGAGUUGGAUGGAAUCGCGUCCAGACACUCCACCGCCACCCUACGGGGAAGUGAUGUUGCGGCCAAACUUUUAUCGUUAUCCGUCAACAGCUUCCAAUUUCAAUGACAAUGCGACCGGAUAUAGAUAGAGGUAACUUAUUGUCGCUGCAGCGUAUCUGGGACAAAGUACACACGUAUCGUUGGAAAAUUCAUUCGACUUUCAAAUUUCAAUUGACUUUUUUCUCUUCUUUUGUAUUUUUCAUGCGUCAUCUUUUGUACUUUUGCGUAAUUGCUCUCGACCAUUGGAGUAAUUAAAAUGUACCUUUGGUAAACUGUCACGGAUUUAGUUUGUAAAGCGGAGGAAUUUUGAGGGUUCAGAAUAUUCAGCUACUGAUUCGAAAAUUUGGACAUUUGCUUUAAGAAUUUAGAAAUUUGGAGAUAUGAAAAUAUACGUGUUGAACAAUUUAUUUGGAAAUGUACAAAUUGAAAAUUGUAGAUAAGAAUUGGAAAUUUGGAAGUCACAAUGAAUACAAAGGUUGAAAAAUGUAGGAGUUUGCAAAUUAAAAAAUUAAAGAAUUCAUAAAUGCAGAAAUGAAUGCAGAAUGACUUAAGAAGUGCGAAAACAUUUAUACUUUUGAAUGGCCAAGUUCCUGCAUAAUUACGCCAAUGGUCGAAUUAACAAGUGGGAGGUCAUCGACCAGUAAUCGAUAAGCAACAAAAAUAAAUUUAGUUAAUUAAUCAACGAUAAAGCAGAGCAGUUAGUGAACACGUUC
Megachile rotundata (alfalfa leafcutting bee) is the source of this 3413-nucleotide messenger RNA. RefSeq lists its product as uncharacterized. Lineage: Eukaryota; Metazoa; Arthropoda; Insecta; Hymenoptera; Megachilidae. Gene Ontology annotation, molecular function: protein binding. The record is from RefSeq and is a predicted model, not a curated record.